AUGUCGCCCUACCAACUUGUUUAUGGGAAGUCAUAUCAUUUGCAUGCAGAUCUAGAGCAUAAAGCAAUAUGGGCGCUGAAGAAGUUGAAUUUGGAUUGGGGUGUCGCAUCGAGUCAAAGACUGAAUGACAUGGAUGAGCUUGAUGAGUUUCACCUAAAAGCAUAUAAAAGAUCAGCCUUGUACAAGGAGAAGAUAAAGAAGUACCAUGAUCAGAAGAUUGAAAAGCGUGAAUUUGUUGCCGGUGAUCUGGUGCUCUUAUUCAAGUCAAGGUUGCGCUUCUAUCCUGGCAAGCUCAAGUCCAAGUGGACCAUUCCAUUCAGAGUAACUCAAGUAUUACUAUAG
Solanum verrucosum is the source of this 342-nucleotide messenger RNA. RefSeq lists its product as uncharacterized. The record is from RefSeq and is a predicted model, not a curated record. The transcript has a single exon. Lineage: Eukaryota; Viridiplantae; Streptophyta; Magnoliopsida; Solanales; Solanaceae. Bases 1 to 342 code for a protein of 113 amino acids.